Molecule: messenger RNA, 636 nt
Organism: Prunus dulcis (almond)
Lineage: Eukaryota; Viridiplantae; Streptophyta; Magnoliopsida; Rosales; Rosaceae
Product: berberine bridge enzyme-like 15
Exons: 1
Coding region: 1-636 (211 amino acids)
Molecular function (GO): oxidoreductase activity; flavin adenine dinucleotide binding
Source: RefSeq, a predicted model, not a curated record
AUGCAAGAUAAGUUCCCGGACUUGAGUUUAGACCACAGCAAUUGCACUGAAAUGAGUUGGAUCCAGUCUGUGAUGUACUUUGCUGGCUUCCCAAUAAGCGAAUAUUUGGAAGUUUUGCUGAAAAGGACUCAGCCAUCUAGGAGCUUCUUCAAAGCAAAAUCGGACAAUGUGACGCAACCCAUUUCACAAGCUGGCUUGGAAGGUUUGUGGCAAAGACUACUUGAAGUAGAGACAUCCCAGUUGACAUUGACACCUUACGGUGGAAGAAUGAGUGAGAUAUCUUAUUCAGAAACUCCUUUCCCACAUAGAAAUGGAAGUAUAUUUGCAAUCCAGUAUUUGGUCACUUGGGAUGAUGACAAGGAAACUGAGAAACAUAUUAGCUGGAUGAGAAGGGUGUAUGCCUACAUGGCAUCACAUGUUUCAAAGUCCCCAAGAGCUGCCUAUUUGAACUAUAGGGAUCUAGACUUGGGGAGGAACCAUGAUGCUAAUACAAGCUAUGCACAAGCAAGCAUUUGGGGUUUGAAGUAUUUCAAGAGUAACUUUAGGAGACUUGUUCAUGUAAAGACCUUAGUUGGUCCUGGUAACUUCUUUAGAAAUGAACAAAGCAUCCCUGUUUUACCAUAUGGGCAGAAAUAG